CUCGCCGCCUCUGCCGCUGCUCGGGGUGGGGGUGGGGGGGCAGCAUGUCUCACAGACCGAACUUGACCGCGCACGUGCCCGCCGCCUCCCUCAGCGCCUCUGGGAGCGUGCACCCGCCCUCCACCAGUAUGGCGACGUCUUCCCAGUACCGCCGGCUGCUGAGUGAGUACGGGCCGCCAUCUCUAGGCUACGCCCGGGGAACUGGGAAGAGCCAGGUGCCCCAGAGCAAAUACGCGGAGCCGCUGGCCGUCAUCGAAGAGCUGGGGAAAGAGGUCAGACCCCCGUCCGCGGGCAGCAGGAGCGCGAUGCAGAGCCUGGAACGCGGCAUCGUCCACGCUGCAGGAUUGGUGCGGGAGGGCUUGGCUGAAAACGGAACGGAAGGCCGGGCGCUAGCUGCCUCGUGAGCCUGGAGGGUUUUCUGCCUUCUUCCGAGAGGAGAAGUUACGGCUCAUCUCCCCUGUUAGGUUGAAACUUUGUUUUCAAAGCGGUAACCGUUUGGUUUCUCCUCCCCCCGCCCCUCCCGUGGUUCACCAGGCUCCGAAUCGACAGUCUGUAAGAUUGAGGAAAGAUUUUGCAGUUGAUUGGGAGUUACAUUUUAAAUAGUGAGGAACUACCCAGGUGUUUGUUGUUGUUUUUUAAAGCAUUGAUUCAAAAGAGGCACGUAAAAAUUACCUGUCUUACAGCAAACUAGUUUGCCUCCAAGAUACCAGCGUCUCGCUCUCCUCUUCUGAAUACAUUUAUGUUACCCGCAUUGUUCUUUGUUCCUUUUGGUAAGCUGAUACAACUUGAAGGGGUUUUUUUGUAGUGCGGACUUGACAGCACACUUAACUAGUAGCUGGUCCCCUCGUUUCCCAUACACUAUAGAUUCUGCUUAAUGUAACUUCUUUUCUGCUUAAGCAUUUGCAUGACUAUUAGUGCUUUGAAGUCAAUUUUAAAAAUGCACAAGUUAUAAAUACAGAAGAAACUCAAACCAAACAUAACAAGGAUCCCGAAAUUUUUCCUGAGACUGUAUGUAGAUUUCAGUUCUGCCUUUCCUGGAAGUUGAUCCAAACAUCUGGAAGAAAAUGGAACUGUUUGCAUCUUUGUAUUUAUUACUCGAUGUAAUAAGGCUUAUUUUCAUUAACAGCUUGUAAAAAAAAAAAAUUUACCUGAUACUAUUCAGUGCUCUCAAGGUUUUAGGAACAUGUGUAUUGGUGAUAAUACAUUAUGCCCUCCAUCCCAGCUUUCUCGGAUUCUUGAGAUUGAUAACAUAUAGGCUUCUUACUGAUUUAAAAUCUUUUUCAAGUUUCUAAAGACAAAAUUUUUCUGUAGCUUUACUACAAAAUAGUCACAUUGCAAUUUGAUCCAUGGUAACAAUUAGAACCUGAG
This is a messenger RNA of Balaenoptera musculus (blue whale), 1368 nucleotides long. RefSeq names its product cyclin-dependent kinase 2-associated protein 1-like. Lineage: Eukaryota; Metazoa; Chordata; Mammalia; Artiodactyla; Balaenopteridae. Gene Ontology annotation, cellular component: cytoplasm; nucleus. The record is from RefSeq and is a predicted model, not a curated record. The transcript has a single exon. The coding region runs from base 45 to 404 and encodes 119 amino acids.